Lethenteron reissneri (Far Eastern brook lamprey) is the source of this 2054-nucleotide messenger RNA. Its product is annotated as EF-hand and coiled-coil domain-containing protein 1-like. Gene Ontology annotation, molecular function: calcium ion binding. NCBI's taxonomy places the organism in Eukaryota, Metazoa, Chordata, Hyperoartia, Petromyzontiformes, Petromyzontidae. The record is from RefSeq and is a predicted model, not a curated record.
GCGAAGUCAGCGAUGCGCGACCCACGUCACGGCCACACUCAGUCACCGCGCGUCUAGUAGCCUCCGCCGCACACGGGCGGCGCCUCCACCAGCCGGGCCACCACCUCCGCCACGGGACGAUGAGAUCGCUGCCGUGCGCUGGGCCCAUCGUGGCCAGCGACCCAGCGCGCCGGGAGGUCGCGGCGGGCCGGACUCAGUGGCUGGCGGGGGCUCUGGCGCUGCGCUUUGGCUUGGACCGAGGCGUGGAGAACGAGGUGGCCGUGCUCUCCACGGGACUGGACCAGUACCUGCAGGAGACCUUCCACCACCUGGACUACCGCGGCCGGGGCACGGUGGAGGCGCAGGACUUCAGGGCACUAUGCGAGCUGCUCGGGGUCGGUGGUGCGCGCGGGAUGAAGGCCGAGAAACAGCAGCAGCAGCAGGAGCAGCACGAGGUGCGUGAUGGAGAUGCCGAAGGGAAGGAGCGGGGGGAGCAGGAUGGAGAUGCCGAGGAGAAGACGAAAGAGGAAGAGGAGGAGGAGGCGCGAGGGGUCUUGGAGGAGCUGCCCGAUGAAGUGUCCUUCGAGGAGUUCCACGCGCGCCUCUGCGGCUUCUUUAGCGAGAAGGGGGGCACGCUGCGGGAUUGGGGGUGCUUCACUCUUGCGCCCGCAGGAGAAGAGCGCGUGCACGUGGAGGCGCGCGUGACCAGAACCGGACCGCUGCGACGCAGGAUGACCACCACCACCACCGCCGGCAUCACCAGCAGCAGCACCCCCACCUUGAGCAUGGGCACCAGCGCGAGUAGCAGCAGCAGCAGCAACAGGCGCAUCAACGGUAGCAGCAGCAGCAGCAGCAAGGUUGUGUCCUUCGACCUCGAGAACAGCGGGAGAUUUGCAAAAGCGCGCACCUUCCCUGCUCCGCACCGCGCCACGAACUCCUCCUUCGCCUCCUCCUCCGCGUUCUCCUCCUCCGCGUUCUCCUCGCCGUCCAAUUGUGACGGAGGCCGCUGCUGCGAGCUCGUGGUGUCGCUGGAGGAGUUGGAGGACGAGGCAGAGGCGCUGCGCGACGAGAACGAGGCGCUCCGGGAGAUCGCAGAGGGGAUGCGCUGCGCCCUCCAGCGCUCGGACGCGCGCUGCCUGGCGCUGCACGUGGCGCUGGCGCGGAGCCACGGCGCGCACGACGGCUGCUUUCUAGCGCGGCGGCACGCCGAGGGCGAGAGCCUGGCAGCCGGCAACGGGACGAGCGAGGAGGCUCCGAUGGGUGCCACGGCGAGGUGGCCCGAGAGGAGCAUGGUCCUGAGGGAGCUGGAGCUCUUGCGGGGCUCCAGGGACCGCCAAGUGGCCGAGGCCGCGAGAUUCUGCCGGGCCCUGGAGUCGGAGCUGCGCGCCGCUCGCGUUGCGAUGAGCCGCGUGCAGGAGAGGCACUGCGCUCAGCUGGCCAGGCUGCAGCAGGAGGCGGCGGUGGCCCACGGCCGCUGGGCGCGCGAGCGGGCCGAGACGCUGCGACGGGCCGAGGAGGCGCGCCGCCACCUACUAGCGGCGCUGGCGCUGUCCGGGGGCGAGCGGAGGGCACCCGUGGGCUCCGCGGGCUCCGCGGGCAGCAGCGAGUGGAGGAGCGGCGGCGGCGGUGGCGGGCAGCGGCGACGGGAGGGGGUCGUCGGUGCCAGGCCCACGAGCGGGAGCAGCAGCGAGGUGGACGUGGACGGGAGGACGGACGAUGAUGUCACCUCGUCCGAGUGCUCGUUAAGCUGCCCGUCCUCAGUGGGAGUUGGAGAGGACAGGAUGUCUCGCGCGGUGGAAGGGAGAGCAUCCUCCGACGAGGAGGGGGACCCUGGCUCUGGUGCCCGGAGAAAACCCCUGUGCUGCGGGAAGGGGUGCGACGGUGCGAUGCCCCGGCUCACCGGAACGGAGGACGGCUCGGCAGCGGGGUCGGCACAGGGCUCGUCACGGUCCGAGCUCCGGGAAAGAUUGGGGAAGCUCCGCAACGAUUUGGCGGACAAAGAGAGCGAAUUAAAGUUCCGAUUCCAAGCCACGUCGCACUGGUCACAAUACCAAGAGGAACAUUCGUACGCAUAG